Molecule: messenger RNA, 384 nt
Organism: Aspergillus pseudotamarii
Lineage: Eukaryota; Fungi; Ascomycota; Eurotiomycetes; Eurotiales; Aspergillaceae
Exons: 2
Coding region: 1-384 (127 amino acids)
Source: RefSeq, a predicted model, not a curated record
AUGGAACUUAGAAUUGUUUUACUGGCGACUAGGAAAUGCUCUGAGAUGCUUGGGGCGUGCUUCUCGAAGUGUGACAUCAAGCCCGGUCUUAUUGGUUUGACUUGUCUCAUGCAUUGUUAUGAAAAUCAAAGAGAACUCCGAGAGUGUCGAUUGGGCCUAGAAAGACAGGGACAAGGCUGUAUAAUUGGACUGCGCGCAUGUGCAGAUCGCUGCCUGAAGGAAGAAACAAGAUGCCAGAAUUGUUGCAGACAAUUUUCCGACAGGAGUUAUCCAAUCAGAUUUUGGUCUGCUGCUUGUCAGCGACAUUUUCAACAAUGCAACCUACGACAUGAAAACAUUAUCCCUCCAUUCCCUGAAGGACUUACAGCAAUACCACCAACGUGA